AUGAGUUCUACCCUUUUCUCAUGGAGUCCGGGAUCAAAGGAGAUGAGGGCAAGAAGGGAACUCAACACGGGGUCGGGUUACGGGUUAGGCAAGGAAUCAGAGCGGCUGAACGAAAACCGGCAUAGAAUGGAAUUGAUUGGUUCGCCACUUCUGAAGAAGCGAAGGAGGAGGGCGCAAGGAUCAACCAGCUCUUCUUAUUACGAUUACGUGAGUUUUGACUAUCGGGAUUUGGCUCAUUCAAUGCCAUCAACCAAGGAAGUUUUUCGACUUCAGGGAGCUCAGUUGAGUGGAAGCCGCCAAAGGAGAAGAAUGCCUUUGAAAGGAAGGAGCGGUCGAACGGAAGCCUCUUGCAUGAGAAAUGCUAGCCUUCAUUCCCUUGCAAAGAAGGUUGACUCUUCAACCAGUCUCCUAUCCUUUGAAAAGGCCCGCAGCCCGGGGCGCUUAGGUUUAGGUCGGCUAAGCAAAUCAGUUUUGCGAAGUAGGACAUCCUAUCCCUUACGUGGUGAGGCACUAGUUUCAAAAGAAUCUCCUAUUGCUAUUGGUUCUUAUGUAUGGGUUCUCUGUUAUGGUAUAAGUGCUGUAAGUAAGGAUGGUCUACAAUCAGGGCCGGAUCGGGGCCUUAGAUCCUAUUUCCUGGUUAACCAAGCAAGGGAAGCUCAUCUCGAACACAAGGAAGAUGAAAACUUAGAUAUAUAUCGUAUUAAUAUGAUUAAUCAUGCCCAGCUAAAGAACAAGGAAGCGCUUAGCUUACUUUUGUGGUAA
Dovyalis caffra is the source of this 762-nucleotide messenger RNA. Lineage: Eukaryota; Viridiplantae; Streptophyta; Magnoliopsida; Malpighiales; Salicaceae. The record is from the annotation of a GenBank genome assembly.